AUGGAGUCCAACAAUCUAUGGCUGAUGGCCAUCACCGACGGCACGAUCAGGGUGAUGGAGGGCGCGUACUCGCCGGAUCUCAACACCCACAACGUCCCCAGAAAUCCCUCCGACUGGAAGCAAGCGGCCCGGGUCGGGAGCAACAAGUACUGCACCCACCGGGAGCUGGAAGUGUUCGGCGUGGCGUUCACCGGCCGGAAGGUGGAGGAGCUGAGGAGCGGCAUCGUCGGGCAGAGGAUGGUCAACAGAGAAGGGUUCAUGGUGGGGUGGCGCAACCCUGGCGGCGGGAGCACCUACCUCAGGCCCAACAGCGUCCUGCUCCGCCUCAACGACCUCUACCAGUGGUCCAAGCACGGUGUCCAGGUCACCAUCCCAGUGGAGACCGCGUGGGACCGGUUCGAGCUCACCACCGGGAAGCUCAUGGUUGGGGCCGCUGGCGCAGGCUCAGCACAGGCGAAGAAGGAACUGGAGGAGAAGGAGAAGGAGAACCAGAGGCUUCAGGCAGAGAAGGACAAGGAGAUCGAGGAGCUCAAGAAGCAGGCCAAGGAGAAGGAGGACGAGCAACUUGCCGCCAAGAAGGAGAUCGAGGAGCUCAAGAAGCAGGCCAAGGAGAAGGAGGGAGAGCAGCUUGCAGCCAAGAAGGAGAACGAGGAGCUCAAGAAGCAGGCCAAGGAGAAGGAGGACGAGCAGCUUGCACUCAAGAAGGAGAACGAGGAGCUCAAGAAGCAGGCACAGGAGAAAGACGAUCAGCUUGCCGCCAAGGAUAAGCAGAUCGCUAACCUCAGGAAUGCUCUCAGUGCCUUCGUCUAA
Molecule: messenger RNA, 810 nt
Organism: Linum tenue
Lineage: Eukaryota; Viridiplantae; Streptophyta; Magnoliopsida; Malpighiales; Linaceae
Source: the annotation of a GenBank genome assembly